GUAAAUUGGGAUUCUGUGCGUGACUCACCACGUCUUUGUCAGUAACGAUAAAUUCCUGAGUUUUCGUUGUGUAAAACAAGCGUCGGAGCUGCGCACCUCAAUAUUUGUUAAAUUCUGAAGCAUAACCACAAACUCCCCGUUUGAGAAAUGGCGUCCCGCAAGACCACCGGCCGCCGUGCGACCACCAAGAAGCGUGCGCAGCGAGCGACUUCGAACGUGUUCGCCAUGUUCGACCAGGCCCAGAUACAGGAGUUCAAGGAAGCAUUCAACAUGAUCGACCAGAACAGGGACGGUUUUGUGGACAAGGAAGAUCUCCACGACAUGUUGGCGUCUCUUGGCAAGAACCCAAGCGACGACUACCUGGAGGGGAUGAUGAACGAAGCCCCGGGGCCCAUCAACUUCACGAUGUUCCUCACGCUGUUCGGGGAGAGACUGCAAGGGACGGACCCUGAGGAAGUCAUCAAGAAUGCGUUCGGGUGUUUCGACGAGGAGAACAAAGGGGUGAUAAAUGAGGAGAGGCUACGUGAACUGCUUACUUCCAUGGGAGACAGGUUCACGGAUGAAGAGGUGGACGAGAUGUAUCGCGAGGCACCGAUCAAGAGUGGAAUGUUUGACUACUUGGAGUUCACUCGUAUCCUGAAACAUGGAGCCAAGGACAAAGACGAAUAGUAAAGAAAUAUUCCAGCACUUUCAUGGUGAAUGUGCCUUAACACUUCACGAAUCUUCCAAGCUUCUGUAUUUAUCUUGUAUUCUUUUGGACAAGUUAGGAUUUUUUUGGACUUUUGUUUCCAUCAUUAGUAUAUAUAUUGCUCAAUUUUUCCAAAUAUAACUUCCACUGGAAUUAAAUAUUCAUUUCUUUAGUAUAAUUUUAAAAAUUAUUAUUGUAAAAAAAAAUAUUUAAAGUGUUGCAUGCUCAUUAACAAUGUUGUAUGUUGGCAUUUAUUUUUGUUUAAUAAAUAUUUAUGCAGUUUUACAAUUAAAUAUUUUUAUGAUUA
Molecule: messenger RNA, 995 nt
Organism: Bacillus rossius redtenbacheri
Lineage: Eukaryota; Metazoa; Arthropoda; Insecta; Phasmatodea; Bacillidae
Gene: sqh
Product: myosin regulatory light chain sqh
Exons: 4
Coding region: 148-669 (173 amino acids)
Biological process (GO): locomotion; post-embryonic development
Cellular component (GO): cytoplasm; myosin II complex
Molecular function (GO): myosin heavy chain binding; calcium ion binding
Source: RefSeq, a predicted model, not a curated record